This is a messenger RNA of Procambarus clarkii (red swamp crayfish), 2622 nucleotides long. The record is from RefSeq and is a predicted model, not a curated record. NCBI's taxonomy places the organism in Eukaryota, Metazoa, Arthropoda, Malacostraca, Decapoda, Cambaridae.
AAACCCGUGACCUGUUUCAACACCACACCAACGAAACACUACAUAUACGCCCGCAACGGCAGCAGUCAGUCAGUAGAGACCAGAACAUCGUCUCGUGAACACUGGUCUGUUGCAACACUAACGAACCACAACAUUUUACGUUAUACAUAUUGUGCAUUUUACAUUCUACGCCCCAAGUUGUUUCAUGGGUGAACCGGUCGAAUCUUUUCAAAUAAUUUAAAGUGCGAGAAAAAACACCCGCUCCCUCUUCCUUAAAAAUCUGUAUUUGAUUCAGAUAAAAACGAAAAUGACGAAUUUGAAAUAUUUGAUGCUGCACUUGGCCGCUGUGAUUGUGUGCGGCCAGGAAGUUAUACCUGACACGUCGAACAUCUGUUUCCUUCCUCCAGUUACGGGAGUCUGCCGGGCUCACUUUACCAGAUUCUUCUACAACCCGGAGACACAUGCUUGCGACUGCUUCGUGUACGGCGGAUGUAAGGGCAACGAGAACAGAUUCGACACUCUGGAUGAGUGCAUGAGAACUUGCAACGUCUUACCUAGUCUGCAGGAAAAUACUGUCUUGUGUGAUUGUAAAGUCUUUGAACGCUUCAACCCGCUGGCGAACAAAGAGGUGUUGGACGCUAUCAAGGACUCUGUAAGGCCGACGCAGAUACCACAGGAUCCCACAGACCCUUCACACAUACAGCCAGCGCAACAAAUCCUUCAACCAGCGCCACAAACCUUACAGUCGCUUCUACAACUAAAGAAAGCGCUACCAACUCAACAACGUGUGCCACUGACUCGGCACACGUUACCUUUACCGUAAGGCGAGCGGGUUCCAGCGGGCAUGUGGGGAGACAGCUGGUUCAGGAGGAUACGGAGCCUGGUAUUGGAUGACUCAGGUUCUAGGGUUGGUUCUCUCUACGUCGGUCAGCCGGCCUUCUUCACCCUGGAUCAUGACGAUGCUUUUCUCGUUCUACGAGAAACGUUUAAUAUAUGAUCUAUGAUACAGUAUUAUCAGAUCAAGUGGGGAAUUUUUAUAUUAUAUAUGUAUAUAUAUAUUUUAAGUUUUUGUAUAUUUUAUUUUCAUAUAAAUUUUAUCUGUUGUGUCUUAACAGCAUUGAUGUAUUUAAAUAUUUAUAUAUUAUUGUGUAGCCUAUCCCGUAAACAUUCCCUCAAUAAUUAAACACAUUUCCACCCUUUUUUGGGGGUUAGAACUGUAACUGUACAUGAAUUAUGUAUAUAAUUCUAUGUACUGUUCAUAAAUUAAAUUUUAAUGUACAUGAAAAUAAAAUUAAUUUAUAAAUUGGAAAAAAUGUUUUUUAUUUGUUUGAAUUAACGUUGUCGAUAGUCCGUAGUUGUUCUAUUGUCUAACGGUGAAGAAUGGAUUGAAAAAUGAGGUUACCAUUACAAUUAUAUUAUUAGGAGAACGCGAGUCUCAGUGUACGACAAACUCAUUGUGAGUUGACCAGACCACACACUAGAACGUGAAGGGACGACGACGUUUCGGUCCGGCCCUGCUACCAUUCUCAAGUCGAUAGUAUAUUGUGAGGCUAGCGUUCUCCUUAAUAGGUGACUGAUUUGAUGAAAACUAUCGGUGUUCUCUUCCCAUUGAGUGCUUUCGGGUAUCGAAAGCACUCGCAAAGAGAAAGCACUAACCAUUGCUAUCUUAGCGAAGUAUCCAAAAUUUGCUUACUGUAGGAAUGCAUGCACACGACUGUAAAGCUGCCGCCCAGUUGGGUGGGAGCAAGACACCUGCAAACCCUGUGGGUGUGUGACUCACCAUAGAUGUAUAGUGACUUGUGAGCCUCUUGUUGAAUCAUUUGUGAUACAAAAGAUUAUUGAUGUGUGUAUUUGUGUAGGUGAAUGAUGUGUGUAUUUGUGUAGGUGAUUAUAAUUGUAUCAAAAUGACCAGCAGUUUGAUACAUAAGACAUACGUACAUAGAUGUACGUAUGUACAUGUACAUACUCAUAUAUGUAUGAGUAUGUACAUGUAUAUAUAACAUUGAUAAUUGUGUAACUAGCGUUAAAAAUUGCUAUUUGCUUAGCUAAACGAACUAGAGGGUUCAGUUCCUGAACCGAUUAGGUGUAAUCCUUCACACCAUCGCCCACGGAAUGCGUAUAGGGUGCAUAAUAAAGAAAGAAAUUGAUUAUCAACAGCAUAAAGGAAAGUCUGCAAUGGUCAAGUGGGAAAAUAAUAUUUUCCCACUUGACUUGAAAUUAACGAAAUGAAAUUUCAUUGACUUGAAAUUAAUAAUAUUUAGUGUUAACUAGCAGGGAAACACAAAUUAAUGACAUCGAAAUAGGGAGUGAGCUAGGAACUGUGAUCACAAAGAAAUGAGAUAUAGCAUAGAAUGGAAUAGACCUGUAGGAGAAAAUUCUGUUAAAGUGCCUCAAGGCUCUGUCCUGGGACCUCUGUUGUUUAUAAUAUAUAUAAAUGAUUUAGAUUCAAAUUUGAGUAGCAACAUAUGCAAAUUUGCAGAUUUAAUAUUAUCGUUUACUAUUCAGUCCCGUCUAGCCUAUCCCGUGAACACUCCCUGAAUUGUUGUAAUUAAACACAUUUUCACCCUUUUUUGGGUUGGAACUGUAACUGUACAUGAACUAUGUACUGUGUAUAUAAUUCUAUCUACUGUUCAUAAAAUUAAU